Messenger RNA from Gadus macrocephalus (Pacific cod), 4386 nucleotides. RefSeq names its product Rho guanine nucleotide exchange factor (GEF) 10 (gene arhgef10). NCBI's taxonomy places the organism in Eukaryota, Metazoa, Chordata, Actinopteri, Gadiformes, Gadidae. Gene Ontology annotation, biological process: positive regulation of stress fiber assembly; mitotic spindle assembly; actin cytoskeleton organization. Bases 60 to 3386 code for a protein of 1108 amino acids. The transcript is spliced from 22 exons. Gene Ontology annotation, cellular component: centrosome. Gene Ontology annotation, molecular function: protein binding; guanyl-nucleotide exchange factor activity. The record is from RefSeq and is a predicted model, not a curated record.
AGGUGAUCUACGAUGACGUGCCCAGGGAGAACUCAGACUCCAACACAGACCCAGACGACAUGAUCUACGACGACGUGGAGCUGGGGGAGGACGGCGGCGGCGGCGGCGGCGGCGGCAGCUCGCUGGACGCCGGCUGGAGCUCCAGCGAGUUCGAGAGCUACGACGAGGCCAGCGACGGCGAGGGCCGCCCCGAGAACGGCAUGCCCCACGCCUUCAUGAGGGGCAAGCCCCCGCAGAGGAAGACCCACAUGCAAAAGCUGGUGAAAGCUGCCAGGGAAGGCACCAAAGACGGACUGGAGAAGACCAAAGCAGCGGUUAAAAAAGGACGCUCUUACAUCAAGACCAAGUCCUUCUGUAACGAGAGGAAGUCUGCCUUCUUUGAGGACGAGGAGACGGACCUCUUCAUCGAAGUGGACUGCUUCAACGUGGAGCCGGUGUUGGGGCCCGCCCCCGAGGGCCUGUCGCAGCAGCAGCUGGUGAGACGGUGUAUAUUGGGAUCGAUACUGGAGAGUGAGAAGAACUAUCUGGACGCCCUGAAGAGGAUAUUAGAGCAGUACGAGAAGCCACUGUCGGAGGUUGAGCCAAGACUUCUGAGUGACAGGAAGCUGAAGAUGAUCUUCUACCGGGUGCGGGAGAUCCUCCAGUGCCACUUCCUCUUCCAGAUCGCCCUGGCCAGCCGCGUGGCGGAUUGGGACAACCUGGAGAUGAUCGGAGACGUCUUCGUGGCGUCGUUUUCCAAGUCCAUGGUGCUGGACGCUUACAGCGAGUACGUCAACAACUUCAGCACAGCCAUGGCCGUGGUGAGGAAGACGUGCGCCGCAAAGCCCAGCUUCCUGGACUUCCUCAAGCUUCGUCAGGAGACCAGCGGCGACCGCGUCACUCUGUACGGCCUGAUGAUGAAGCCCAUCCAGAGGUUCCCUCAGUUCAUCCUGCUGCUCCAGGACAUGCUGAAGAACACCCCGGUGGGCCACGGCGACCGGCUGCCCCUGCAGAUGGCGCUGACGGAGCUGGAGACGCUGGCGGAGAAGCUGAACGAGAAGAAGAGGGAGGCGGACCAGCGCUGUGAGAUCAGACACAUCGCCAAAGCCAUGAACGAGCGCUACCUCAACAAGCUCCUGAGCAACGGCAGCCGUCACCUGAUCCGCUCCGACGACAUGGUGGAGACGGUUUACAACGAGCGCGGCGAGAUCAUCAAAACCAAGGAGCGACGCCUCUUCCUGCUCAACGACGUGCUGAUGUGCGCCACGCCAAACAUCCGAUGCAGCCAGGACGGCAGCGGGGGCGGGGCCAUCGGCAAUGCCCCCCCGGGACACAAGUUCCUGCUGAAGUGGAGCGUCCCCCUGGGCCUGGUGGACGUGGUGGAGUUCGGCUCCAGCGAGGACGUGCCCGACACGGGCCGCCACCCCGCGGCCCAGCACCACUCCGGGGAGAAGGUGGUCAUCAACGCUAAGCCAAGCAAGCUGUACAUGGGACCAGGCCAGCUGUACCAGGACCUGCAGAACCUCAUCCACGACCUCAGCCUGGUCAACCAGAUCUCCAGCAUGAUCGGCAGCCUCAAGGGAAUCUAUCAGAACGUGAACCCCGCAGUGGCCCAGGACUGGAUGUCGGGGCUCCAGAGGCUGAUCCUGAAGAAGGAGGAGGAGAUCCGGGCGGCCGACCGCUGCAGGAUCCAGCUGCAGCUGCCCGGGAAACACGACAAGACGGGCAAACCGACGUACUUCAGCGCCGUGUUCAACACCUUCAGCCCGGCCAUCAAGCAGUCGUGGAUCAGCAACCUGCAGAUGGCCAAGCUGGCGCUAGAGGAGGACAACUUGCAGGGCUGGUACUUUGCUGAGGAUGAUGUGAGUCAGAUCAAGAGGCAGAAACAUCCUCUGCUGCUCCGGCAGAUGCCAGUGGUCAUGUCCAAGCUGCAGGAGUUCAAGGUGGAGUGUGCAGUCCACAACCCCGAGCCCCACGUCAACACGGAGAGCACAGCGGACAGCCCCGCCCUGGGCCAUGGCUGUGUCUGGGUGGCCAGCUGCACCAACCAGAUGGGCCAGAUAGCCAUCGUGGCCAUGCAGAGCUCCAACCCCAAGGUGACCGAGUGCUUCAACGUGGAGUCCCGCAUCCUCUGCAUGGCCUACGUCCCGGCCGAGCCGCCGACCCAGCAGAACGGGGACGCGCCCCGCGAGGGGGUUCACCACCACGGCCCCCCGGGGAGGGCCAGCGACACCCCCACCGUCUGCCUGGGCAUGGAGGAGGGCAGCAUCAUCGUGUACAAGAGCAGCCAGCGCUCCAAGAAGGUCCGCCUGCAGCACUUCUUCACCCCGGAGAAGUCCACCGUCACCAGCCUGGUCCACAGGGGGCGCUGUCUCUACGCCGGCCUGGUCACCGGCUCCGUGGCCAUCUACUCCAGACAACAAGACGGCCUGUGGAGCUGGGAGCAGCCCAGCGUGCUGAACCUGGGGGUGCUGCCCAUCAAGGCCAUGCUGGCGGUGGAGGAGCACGUGUGGGUGUCCUGCGGGGGACACGUCUUCAUCGUCAGCACCCACACGCACUCUGUGGAGAGGCAGCUGGAGGCCCACCAGGAGGAGGGCAUGGUGGUCUCCCACAUGGUGGUAGCCGGCGUGGGCAUCUGGAUCGCCUUCAGCUCGGGCUCCACGCUGCGCCUCUUCCACACGGAGACCCUGGAGCACCUGCAGGACAUCAACAUCGCCACGCCCGUCCACAACCUCCUGGCCGGGACCCAGAGGGUGACGGUGAGCAGUCUGCUGGUGUGCUACGGCCUGCUGCUGGUGGGCACCAACCUGGGGAUGACCGUGGCCCUCUCGGUGCCCAGGCUCCAGGGCAUCCCCAAGGUGACAGGCCGCGGCAUGGUGUCCUUCCACGCCCACCACGGACCCGUCCGCUUCCUCACCAUGGCCGCCGCCGUGUGCAACCGCACGUCCGGCGACCAGCCCGCCGCCCCCGCCCCCGCCCCCGGCCCCGCCCCCACCCCCGGGGAGACGAGCGGGGAGUCCCCGGAGCCCGGCGCCACCCCCACCGGCCAGCAGCAGCAGCAGCAGCAGCAGCGGCGAGGAGGAGGCGUGUGGCUGGGCGAGGCGGGCUGCACCGCCAUGGCCCUGCAGGACUCGCUCUCCAGCUCGUCCUGCGGCAGCCUGGCGCCGUCGCAGGGCUCCCUGGAGCACGGGCCCGAGGACGGGGCCCUGUACGACCUGCUGCACGACCCGGCCCAGCAGCAGCACCAGAGGGGCCGCGGCCCCGCCAGCAAGGUGGACGUCAGCUCGCUGCUGGUGGUCUCCGGGGGGCUGGGCCACCGCAGGGUCAACAGGAAGAGCAAGGCCCCGCGCCACGAGGACAGCGCCUCCACCGUCAUGGUGUGGCAGAUCCCCCUGCUCAACAUGUGACCACGUCAGCAGCAGCCGCAGGGGCCGGGGCCGGGGCCCGGUGAGACGGGGCCUCAGUAGUUCACGAACGGAUCAAUAGCCCGAGGACAAAGGUUGCCUUCACAGGUCGCACUUGUGUAGACCUGUUGAGGUCUUUUGUUGAAGAAAGAAAUGCCUGAACGCCUGCUGUCCUCUCUGAUUUUUGAAUCAAUCCGUUUAUUCUUUCAACAGUGUGACAUUGGGCCUUCCACAAGUUCCCAGUGGUAGCACGAACGGAUGUCCUCAUAGACGUACACGCAUCCACAUGCACAUGGCCCUUGCACGAGGCCAAAGGGAGCUCAAUAAAACCACUUAAUCAUGCGGAAGAGUGCUACCGGUGGACAUUUUAUCAUGGGAAGCGGAAGCCAGUUGAUAUGGGUGGACUGGUGUGAAAGUCAACACAACGGUGUCGUAUAACAAUCCUAAUAGACUGGAUUCCUCUCCUCCAUGUGCCAUACCUGUACUUACAGUAUUGAAACCUGUAUUUCACUUGGUGCAAAAGGACUGCAGAAAUGUUCGCACACCGAGUGUGCGUUUGUGCGUGCGUGUGUGUGCUUGCGUGUGUGUGCGCUUGCGUGCGUUUGUGUGUGUGUGUGUGUGCGUGCGUAUGUCCAUGUACAUGUGUGUCUCAACAGAGUGGGUUCAGAGCUGGUAUGUUAAAAGCUUUAUCCGUUCUCGGUGUCGUGUAUUCAGCUCUCAUGUGGCCUGUUGGGCGUCGUAGAGGCACUGCAAACUACACUGAGUAUGGGAUUGUUGUAUUUUAUAUAUAUCAUUAUUUUUUAUGUGAGAUUGGUACACUGAAGCUGACUCGUGUCUCACAGCAGUGGGCUGCCGGAGCAGAGAUCUGUAGAGAUCUGUCUGAGUCUGAACAGGACUGACCCAGCGUGAGAGGCCUCACAGGGCCUACCUGGCGGGCCAGGUUUCCACUAGGAACGAGUGAGGACCAGGAGGGAACGCUUUAUUGUUUGACACAUUUGUUUUU